GCUCUGCUCAAUUUGUAACCUAAUCAACAAGACUCUUCUUCAAUCUUGUAGUCCUCAUUUUAUUUCUUUUUAUUCAAUUAUCCCAAGCAGCACUCAACCCCGCACUCCCGGGAAGAUCACCAUCUCAACCCCUCACAAGUACAUCAACACGAACACGAACACAAAGACAGAGAAGACAAAAGUACUACAUCCACAACAAUGCCAACCCCAAUCAUCGACUCCCACAUCCACCUCUUCCCAGCAUCCCAUCUCCCCACGCUGGCCUGGUACACCCCCUCCAGCCCAUUAGGAUCCCAGCACUCCAUCGACGAAUACCGCCUCGCAACCACGUCGACUCCCACAUCCCCGGAAGAAACAACAACAACAACAACACCAACAAAAACAAACUCACACUACCUCCGCGGCUUCAUCUUCCUCGAAACCGACCGCAUCUCCUCAAUUGAAGAAUCAGACCCAACCCGUGGCUGGUACCACGCCCUCGACGAAGUCUCCUUCCUCACCCGGAUCAUCACCGGAGAGCCUAUCCCAGGGGAAGGCCACAAAGAUGUAGACCGCCAGCUCUGUCUAGGUAUGGUGCCCUGGGCACCUGUGCCCGGGGGUCCUGCUGCGCUAGAGAAGUACAUUUCCCUCGUGAGGGAGCGGACUCGCACGGAGGAAGUAUUCAAGAAGGUCUGCGGAGUGCGGUAUCUCGUUCAGGAUAAGCCGAGCGGAGUCAUGCUAAAGCCCGAGUUCAUUGAGGGGUUGAGGUGGCUAGGAAGGCAGCAGUUGGCGUUUGAUCUGGGGGUGGAUGCGCGUCAGGGUGGGAUGUGGCAGUUGAGGGAGGCGGCGGAGAUGAUGAAUACGGUUUAUCGGGAGGUGGGGGAGAAGAAGGAUAGGGUUAGGAUUGUUAUUAACCACCUGUGCAAGCCCAACCUGCGUCUGCCGUACACCUCGCCCGACUCGAUCGCUACGCAUCCUGAUUUCCUGGAAUGGAGCUCCCUCAUCACAGCCAUGGCACAGCAUCCGACGGCGUAUAUGAAGCUUUCCGGGGGAUUCUCGGAGCUUCCUCCGCUGACGGCGGAUUCGGAGCCGGAUAUUGCUUCCCUAGUCGACCAGGUCCAGCUGUGGACGGAUGUGGUCUUUGAUGCGUUCGGGCCGGAGAGAGUCAUGUUUGGGUCUGACUGGCCUGUGUGUAAUGUGGGUGGAGGCGGCAGUGCAGUCGCCUGGAGAAGGUGGAGGAGUGUGGUGGAGGGUAUUUUGGAGAAGAGGGGCUUGUCACAGGAGCAGAAGGAGGGUGUAUGGGGAGGUGUUGCCCUCAAGGCAUAUGGGAUUGAACUCUAAGUUAAUACGUAUUCAAAUCAUAUAUUGAAGCAUAUAUGCAUGCAUGUAUGUAUGUACACCGAUCCCCAUG
Molecule: messenger RNA, 1390 nt
Organism: Aspergillus neoniger CBS 115656
Lineage: Eukaryota; Fungi; Ascomycota; Eurotiomycetes; Eurotiales; Aspergillaceae
Exons: 2
Coding region: 199-1320 (373 amino acids)
Molecular function (GO): hydrolase activity
Source: RefSeq, a predicted model, not a curated record